Perkinsus marinus ATCC 50983 is the source of this 597-nucleotide messenger RNA. RefSeq lists its product as hypothetical. The transcript has 6 exons. Lineage: Eukaryota; Perkinsozoa; Perkinsida; Perkinsidae. Bases 1 to 597 code for a protein of 198 amino acids. The record is from RefSeq and is a predicted model, not a curated record.
AUGUUCAUAGUCAUUGUUACAUUGUAUAUAUGCGCUGACGCCUCUGGAGAGCAGAUCCGCGCAUACUCUCCUGAGGAGGUUGCCAACACGAUACCCUCACACGUCGCCGCAGCAUGCCUUCAACAGAGCUCAUUGCUGCAACUGCUGGAUAAGGGCGAACCAUGUACAGUGUUUGAUCCUUUUUUGCAUUCGACAAGUCUGUGCUUAGAAGCAGCAGCGAUGAUCUCAGGAACGCCUCCUGGGAGUCCGGCGAUGGAGUACCCUUUUACACAUGCAGACGUUGAAGUGGUGGCUAGAGCUAAGCGGGAAGUAGAGGAGUUCCGACGGUCAUUGCCACGUCGAGUGGUAGCAACAGAGGCUCCAACGAUGACUAGCAAAUAUGGUACUAUAUCGGAGUUCCUGACUGAUACGGUGGUAGCCUCGCGAGAAGGUAGAGCAGCAGCAGAUGAUGAUGAUGGGGUGGCAGUGCCGAGGUUGGCGAUACAGCGUCGUGGAUCGCUAGUGGAGGCUGCUGAUGAGCUCAAUAGUUUCCUCAUUAAUCAUAGGAGUUCAUAUGCGAAUCGAGAGGAUAUGUACGAGGAAGUGGACAGGAACUAA